Pieris macdunnoughi is the source of this 642-nucleotide messenger RNA. Lineage: Eukaryota; Metazoa; Arthropoda; Insecta; Lepidoptera; Pieridae. The record is from the annotation of a GenBank genome assembly.
AUGGGUGAAGUAACGUUUACAACUAGUGCUUAUGCAAAAAUGAUUCUUCACGCAGCCAAAUAUCCACAUUGUGCUAUUAACGGCAUUCUCCUCGCGGAUGGUAGUAAAGUUAAAGAUGAUGCUAAAAACCCAGACCUUGAUAUUGUGGACGCUAUGCCUUUAUUCCACCAUAGUCAUAACCUAACACCAAUGGCUGAAGUGGCUCUAACACAGAUAGAUAACAUGGCUCAGACAGAUAAUCGUAUAAUAGUAGGAUAUUAUGCUGCUUGUGAAAACUAUAAUGACAGCAGUGUUGAGAAGUGUCCAAGUACAAAAAUUGCUGAGAAAAUAGCAGAAUUCUUCCCAUCUGCACUUUUUGCUGUGAUUGAAAAUAAAAAGUUAGCCAGAAAUAUGACAUCACCAGCCUUAAAAAUUCAUCGAUUUAAUGAUGGAAAGUGGAAACUUCAAGAAACUAGUAAAUUAUUGUUCCCUCCCCCUCUACAGCAAUCUGAAGUUUUAGAGUUAGUGUCACAUUUACUCCAGUGGGAAGCAUCUAAGGAUUUGGUUGACUUUGACAAUUAUCUAGACGAUAUGUCACAAGAUUGGAGCAAUGUUGGUAUUGAAAAGAUGGUUCAGAAGGUUACAGAAAAAUUUGAGGCUUAA